Messenger RNA from Gigantopelta aegis, 600 nucleotides. RefSeq lists its product as uncharacterized. The transcript is spliced from 2 exons. Gene Ontology annotation, biological process: cilium organization. NCBI's taxonomy places the organism in Eukaryota, Metazoa, Mollusca, Gastropoda, Neomphalida, Peltospiridae. Bases 23 to 511 code for a protein of 162 amino acids. The record is from RefSeq and is a predicted model, not a curated record.
CGCGAAAUUUUCCAUUUCCGGUAUGGAUAAUCAACAUCUUUUGAUGCCUUUUCAAAAUGAUCCCUGGAAAUCUCCUUCACAACCUGUUUUAUUACAGAAUGCACCGACAGAUCCAAGAUAUUGUUUUAUUAGUUCUGAAAACUACAUUGAUUCACUAGAAAAGAAGCUGAAGCAACUAAAAGGAAAGACUGCCAAGGAGUCUACAUCAAAGGAAAUGGUAGAUUCUUUGGGUCGAGUUCGUGACGACCAAAUGCAGAGCUUCCUGAAUACAGACAGCUGUGACAGACUGAUGGACUUCUCUGUGGAUAUCACAGACCCUUCUGCUGCCGCAUUCCUACAAAGGCGUUUGCAUCCCGAGAGACAGGCAGUUAAUUCUGAGGAACUCGUGUACUUACUGCAAGAUGAUGCUCUGUCUAAAACUGUUACAGAAAACAGUGAAAAUAUUGAAGAAUGUAGUGAUGAUUCCAUAACGCUGAGCAAGACAGAUUUGCAAGUUUCAACAAAUCAAUAAAAUGUAUGCACAGAUGCUUAGUAUUAUAAAAAUUACCUUUUAUAUCUUAUUAAUAUGUACGUAUAAAUUAUAAUACUGUUAAAGGUGUU